AUAUACAUCUCAACCACCCUGUUUUUCUCUUCCGAAUCAAUCUUAUGGAUCAAACCAGUAAGAAUAUUCCGGCGCCGGCGAGGCCACCGGUGGCAGCCGUCGGAGGUGGUGUUACGAAGAGGUUGAAUCUCCGGGGUAGUUAUCUGGCCUCGCCGAGGUCUCACAGCAUAAACAGAGGUCCCACAACUCCUGCUUCUAGCCAUGGAUUUGAGGCGGCGGCGCCCACCGGGAACAGGUUGAGGAGAAGGCAGGCGGGUAGCAAAGAGAUUGUUAUGAGGGCUUUGGCGCCGCCGUGUCAGAGGCCGAGCUUGAGGUGGCGGAAUUUCAGGCCCAGGCCUAGCCGUUUUUUCGUCAUGCCUGUGGCAUGAUUGUAAUUAACAUCUAGGUCCAAGAAAUUUCAAUACGUAAGUUAUAUAUAUUCCCGAAGAUGAUAUUAUUUUUUCCUUCAAAUUGUAUAACAUUAUUAGGCCUUGUUUGGGUUGGGAAGAUUAACCAUUAUUAAUUCAAAUAUUUGAAUUUUGUUUGA
Messenger RNA from Erythranthe guttata (spotted monkey flower), 526 nucleotides. NCBI's taxonomy places the organism in Eukaryota, Viridiplantae, Streptophyta, Magnoliopsida, Lamiales, Phrymaceae. The record is from RefSeq and is a predicted model, not a curated record.